Molecule: messenger RNA, 843 nt
Organism: Beta vulgaris subsp. vulgaris (sugar beet)
Lineage: Eukaryota; Viridiplantae; Streptophyta; Magnoliopsida; Caryophyllales; Amaranthaceae
Product: NADH dehydrogenase [ubiquinone] iron-sulfur protein 4, mitochondrial
Exons: 5
Coding region: 101-571 (156 amino acids)
Biological process (GO): electron transport chain
Source: RefSeq, a predicted model, not a curated record
CCCUCCAUUGAUUCGGCUGUGUAACAUUUUGCAAUUGCAGGCACAUCCCUGUAAAAAGUAGAGAAAGAGAGAAAACAAAGUUGCAAAAACAAGAACAAAAAUGGCGACCUCUCUACAAAGAGCAGGUCUGAGACUAUCUCAACUUCACCGAUCUGCAAUCCUUUCGACAAAGUCCUUCUCCUCUCAAGCCGAUGCUUUGGUCGAAGUUCGUCCUGGCGAGAUCGGCGCCGUCUCCGGAAUCCCUGAAGAACACCUUCGUCGACGCGUUGUAAUUUACUCACCUGCUCGUAGUGCAACACAGCAAGGUGCUGGGAAAGUUGGAAAGUGGAAGAUCAACUUCGUUUCCACCCAAAAGUGGGAGAAUCCACUGAUGGGGUGGACAUCCACUGGAGAUCCAUAUGCCAAUGUCGGUGAAGCAGCACUGACUUUUGAUAGUGAAGACGAUGCAAAAACCUUUGCCACGAGACAUGGAUGGCAAUAUGCGGUAAAGAAGCGCCACACACCACUUUUAAAGCCUAAGGCAUAUGCAGACAAUUUCAAGUGGAAGGGUCCUCCAAAACAGGAAAACUAGAGUUCAUCUGUUUCUUUGAGGAUGUAAAGCUCCAUUGUUAUAAGCUUUAUUACCUUGUUCGUUAAUGGUGCAUUUUUCUUUCUUUUGCUGGAGAAUAAUUGUAUGCACCCUUUGGAAUAUGUAGAGUGCUGCGGCAAAAGAACAUUGAUAUUCCUAGUGCUGUUUCGUUAAAGUUUUUAUUGUACUUUUAAGAACCAAAUUUGUCUUGCAUGUUCACUUCUACAUUGUGUUCAGUUCUUUAACGAGGUCGACAGUUCAAGGCGUGUGCCAAA